GGGCAAACGAUUUGUCCAUAGCUGUUCAGCUGCGUGCGUGUAUCUGGUAGGCUGUGUGGUAUAGCAUCGCGAAUAGGAUCCCGUUCAAUGACGAAAGCCGAUGCUGUCCCAUGUGCCGAAUCAUCCGUGCCAUCGUAGAUCGACGAUUCCACAAGAGUAUAGAAAGGACUUGACAACCGCCUGUUCAUUCUGCAAUUCGUUUGUUAGACAAGCCUCUCACAGCCUGCAAUCGCCUACUCACCUACUCACCUACUCACCUACUCAUCAACUCACCAACUCGCAAGGUCUUCUCUACAGCCAUCGAGCUUCAUCAUUAACUUUUGAUCCACCCAACAACCAACCUCAAAAACCUCUAUUCAUCAUGCAGCUCACUACCGUCCUUCCUCUGGCCUUGGUCGCCCUCUCCUCGGCCAUGCCCGAGCCGACUCAGGCACCGGCCCUGGCCCAGGUUGAGCGUCGUCAACAGACCACCGCAACCCCCACCAACAGCGCUUUCAGCAGCGUGACGAGCCUCGCCUCGCUUCUCGGCCAAUGCGGCUCGUCGCUCAGCUCCCUCCAGAGCAACUUCCCCGCCAUCCCUACCGCCCUGAACCCCUACGUCGGCCUGGUCUUCCAGGACUCCAACUGCACCUUCACCAUGGCCGAGUCGGUCAGCUCCGACUUUGUCAAGCUGUCGUCCGACGUGAGCGUGUGGGCCUCGACCAGCUGGAGCUCGGUCAAGGCCGCCAGCAGCACCUGCUCGCCCGUCUUGAGCACCCUCGGCCUUAACCUCGACAACCUCAACUGCUCGCCCAGCGUCGCUGUCGUCUGGACCGGCGGCAACCAGACCAGGACCGAGAACUUCAGGAUGAUUGGCGUCACCGAGGCCACCGCCACACCUACCCCCACCAACACCAACGGCGGUGGUAGCGGUGGUAACGGCGGCAACGGUGGCAGCAACGGCGCUGGUCAGACCUCUGCCACUCCCAGCCCCACCGGCAAUGCUGCCGCCCUGGCCAAGCCCGAGCUCGGCGUCUCCAUCGUCCUGGGCGCCAUUGCCGGAUUCAUGGCUCUCCAGUAAAUUGGGGAAUACUAGCCUAUGACGGCUGGAUGAUACGAAUAUUUGUAUAGAUACCUAGUGGAUAAUGUGUUGUGAAUAGGAAGGGAUUGGCGACGGAACUUAAUACAUAUCUGGCUUCUGUUUUGCUGUACGUUUUCAGAGUAGCUGAGGAAUAUAUUGCCUUGUCAUACCUUACUUGCCA
Pyricularia oryzae 70-15 is the source of this 1241-nucleotide messenger RNA. RefSeq lists its product as uncharacterized. The transcript has a single exon. The record is from RefSeq and is a predicted model, not a curated record. Bases 101 to 1060 code for a protein of 319 amino acids. Lineage: Eukaryota; Fungi; Ascomycota; Sordariomycetes; Magnaporthales; Pyriculariaceae.